This is a messenger RNA of Purpureocillium takamizusanense, 1965 nucleotides long. RefSeq lists its product as uncharacterized. Gene Ontology annotation, molecular function: ubiquitin protein ligase activity. Gene Ontology annotation, cellular component: GID complex; nucleus; cytoplasm. The transcript has 2 exons. Gene Ontology annotation, biological process: proteasome-mediated ubiquitin-dependent protein catabolic process. The coding region runs from base 234 to 1652 and encodes 472 amino acids. Lineage: Eukaryota; Fungi; Ascomycota; Sordariomycetes; Hypocreales; Ophiocordycipitaceae. The record is from RefSeq and is a predicted model, not a curated record.
GUCUGUGGCCAGCGGGUGACCUCCUACCGACGUCAACCCGAGCCUCAUGCUCGCUCGAUCCGACGAGCCCGACACUCGACUGCCACCACCCGCCUCCCAGAGCCUGCACCCAAGAUUGAAGACCGACAUCUCGAAAGACCAGACACCCCGCAGAACAGCAGCAGCAUCAUCCGGCGGAUUCGCCGCCGCCGUCCGCUACCUGUCGUCAACUCAACUCUCCCCCAGCCGCAGCCAUGGCCGGGGCAGACGACUCGCCCUUCCCGCCGCUGCUCAAUGAGCUGGCCCGGGUGAGGCGGUCCAACCUCACCGCCGCCAUCGGCGACGUGGACAAGAUCAUCGACCUUCUGGCGAACGCACGCGAGCAGGUCGCCGCAGACGCGGACGCACAUAGAAUCGGCAUGGCGAUGACGACGCUGCAAAACCCCGUCAAGGCGCAGCUCGAGGCCAUCACAAACGACCUCAAGGAGGUGACCAAGGCGCAAAAGGCCUUUGGCAAGGCCCUCGACAAGGCCAUGCCCCAGCGGGACCUGCCCAUGGAGACGGACGCUAUGGCCGACCACCCGGCCCUCAUCAACCGCGCCAUCGCCAUGCACCUGCUCCGCGAGGGCCAGUUCUCUGUCGCCUCGACCUUUGUGCGCGAGGAGCAGCAGCAGCGGGAGCAGAACGAGACGGCCGCCGCCAUGGCUCACGCCCACGCCCACGCCCACGCCCACACCCAUACCGGUGCUUCCGCCGCCGCCACCCCGCGAAGAGACCGCGACGGGGACGACGACAUGAACAAGGAUGACGACGACGACGACGAUGACCAAGGGAUAGUCGACAGCAAGGGCAACAGAAACAACAACAGCAACAACGACACUGGCGCCGACGCCGAGAUGCACAGCCUGCACUCGGAGGACCUGCAGGACAAGUUUUCCGAAAUGUACAGCAUCCUGGCCGAGCUCAAGCAGCGCAACCUCGGCCCAGCUAUUGAGUGGGCGCGCCUCAACAACGCCCGCCUCGAGGCCAAGGGCAGCAACCUCGAGUUCGAGCUCUGCAAGCUGCAGUACAUUUGGCUCUUCAAGGGCCACGCCGCCAACGGCCUCCCCAACGACGAGCGCAACGGCCAGAUGGGCGCCCUCGCCUACGCCCAGCGCCACUUUGCGCCCUUCCAGCGCCGCCACCUCAAGGAGAUUCAGCAGCUCGUCUGCGCCAUGCUCUUCGCCUCCAACCUCGAGGCGUCGCCCUACCGCUCCAUCUUCGAGAUCGACUCGGCCUUUGAGGACGUUUCCACGUCCUUUACCCGCGAGUUCUGCUCCCUCCUCGGCCUCUCCGCCGAGUCGCCCCUCUACAUGGCCGUCACGGCCGGCUCCAUAGCCCUGCCCCGUCUCAUCAAGUACACCACCUAUAUGAAGGAGAAGAAGACGGAGUGGACCACGGAGAACGAGCUCGCCUUCGAGACCCCCCUCCCCGAGUCCAUGAUCUACCACCCCAUCUUCGUCUGCCCCGUCAGCAAGGAACAGACGACGGAGCAGAACCCCCCCAUGUUGCUCCCCUGCGGCCACGUCAUCUGCCGCGACAGCCUGCACAAGAUCUCCAAGGGCUCCAGGUACAAGUGCCCCUACUGCCCCAUGGAAGGCCACCUGCGGGACGCCGUCAAGAUUACCCUGUGAGAGUGGGCAGACCGGUGUCGGCGGCGGGCGGGAGCCCUGGGCUCAGAAACAGCGGACCGUCGGCUGCUACAAGUCUCACGAUUGCAUAUGGUGGCGUUUUCAUGGUUAGGGGCGUUGCGGAUCGAAUUGAUUGAUUGGGAACCUCACUCAGCUUUGGGUUGAACGAAUAGCGCACUGUGCCCUUCUUUGUACGGUUGAGCCAGUGAUGUGGGAACUUGGUUUGGGAGAAGCUGUGUUGUGUUCACGUAGUCUUGCAGCGUAACAUAAUAUCUUUGAGCAUGCGAGGCCCACCUAUCCAUCCCAUGAUAGCCUG